UUAUACAUUCAAUCUUAAAAAAAUUAAUAUUAAAAAUACGAAUAUAAAAUGAAUUAUUAACUGUACUAACACUGUGUAAUUUGUUUAGAAAAUGUUAAGCUUAAUAAUUAAGGUAAGAUUCAAAAUGUAUAACUACAUUAAUUUAGUUGUCUAUAUUAUAUUGAUUAUUGUUAAUUUAAUAAUAGGUACUUUUAAAAUGAAAGUAUAAUUAAUUUUAUAUGUUUUUAUCUUUUUAGAUUUGUCACUCAUAAGAAUAUGUGGACUAAUUAUAAAAGGUUAUUUAAUGGUAUUAAUGUGAAUACAAUUAUUUGUGUAGUUCACAAAAGUCAUUAUGAAGCACUAAAUAUCCAAAAAACUGCAACACAUAAAGAAAUAAAGGAUGCUUAUUACCGAUUAUCAAUGAUAUACCAUCCGGAUAAAAAUAAAGGAAGUGAAGAUGCUGCAAAACAUUUUCGGGAUAUUACUUCAGCAUAUGAAAUUUUAGGGAAUGUCCGUCAAAGAAGAUUGUAUGAUAGUGGAGUUAACCAAACCAAGAUAAAUGCUCAGUAUACUAGUAAAAAACCAUUUGAAACAAUGAAUACAGCAAGUGAGGUGUAUAAAAGCAAUACUCGUAGUAGAGAAUAUAAUUUUGAUAGUUGGUCUAGAGCUCAUUAUACAAAUGCAUUUCAAAAACACUAUGGUAAUCGAGAAAUACUUUCGCAAAGGAAAAAAAAUAUGGAGCAAGUAAACCAGCAACACACUUAUAAUGUAUUUAUAAUUAUAGUUACCACUUCUAUUGCUAUUUUAUAUUUUAUGUUUGGAUAUCUAUCAAAUUUUAUAGUAUUCAAACAAAGAAAAAUUAAUCCAUUUUUUAAUAAUGAGCCUAGCAAAACAAAAGAUUAAAUUGAAAUUGCAUUUUGCAAAUCAAAUUAUUGUGUUAGUUAUAAUAAUCUGUAUUAACAAAAUUAAAUAACAAUUGUAAUUACAAAACUAUGUUAUGUCAGUUUUAUAUAUGUAUAAUAAUUUUAUAGUUUUUAGUUUAUUAAAUUAAAAGUAUUCUAA
Molecule: messenger RNA, 1041 nt
Organism: Cinara cedri
Lineage: Eukaryota; Metazoa; Arthropoda; Insecta; Hemiptera; Aphididae
Source: the annotation of a GenBank genome assembly